This is a messenger RNA of Cuscuta europaea, 2326 nucleotides long. The record is from the annotation of a GenBank genome assembly. NCBI's taxonomy places the organism in Eukaryota, Viridiplantae, Streptophyta, Magnoliopsida, Solanales, Convolvulaceae.
CCCAAUUGCCAAAACGAAGAAGAACUUCCCGCAACUUCUUUCGGCACUUCAGCGGUUCAGCCAGUCACCAAGAGUGAAGGAGGCAAGCUCCCAGUCGGUCAGUCGCGGUCCCGCAGCCCUUGCUGUGUGGUAGUAUGCUUCUCAGCUUGUGGUCUUGGGGACUUCUGGCUAAUUUGCUGCCUUUCGUAGCUCUGUAAUCGCCCCAGCCCCCCCCCGCAGCAGGUUCUCAAUUUUCGUAAGAGCGGCCCUGAACGGGAGAAAAUGGAGAAAAGCGAUAAAAAUAAGGUGCCAGUGCUGCCAUGGAUGAGAAACCCAGUUGACAUCUCUGUCAUUGAUGAGUGCCCUCUAAACCAUCUCCCUUUUCUUGACCCCAGGUUGGAGGCAGCAUUGAAGAAAAUGGGAAUUACUUCUCUCUUUCCAUCCCAAGUUGCUGCAUGGCAAGAGACGAUUGGACCUGGCUCUUUUGAGCGAGACCUUUGUAUUAAUUCACCAACCGGGAGUGGGAAAACUAUUGCCUAUGCAUUGCCAAUUGUGCAGAUGCUUUCAAAUCGUGCUGUAAGAUGUCUCCGCGCAUUGGUGGUGUUACCCACUCGUGACUUGGCACUGCAGGUCAAGGAAGUCUUUGAGGCUCUUGCCCCCGCCGUAAAUUUACGUGUGGGCUCAGCAGUUGGGCAAUCUUCCAUUGCUGAUGAAAUUUCACAGCUUAUAAAGAAACCAAAGUUUGAUGUAGGCAUGUGUUAUGAUGAAGAAGAUUUUUCUCAGGAGUUGCAGAGUGCUGUAGACAUACUUGUGGCAACACCGGGAAGGCUGAUGGACCAUAUUAACAACACCAAGGGAUUUACCCUUGAGCAUUUAUGUUAUCUUGUUGUUGAUGAAACAGAUAGGUUACUCAGAGAGGCAUAUCAAUCUUGGCUGCCCACUGUCCUCCAUUUGACUCGUCCUUGUGAUACGCUCUUCCCUUCUGAAAGUUUUUCUCCUUAUGCUUUUUGUCCCUUGAAGACAAUCAGAAAAUUCGGUGUAGAAAGAGGAUUCAAGGGUAAAUCUUGCCCAAGGCUUGUGAAGAUGGUCUUGUCUGCAACACUAACCCAAGACCCCAGCAAACUGGCUCAGCUUGAUCUUCACCAUCCUCUGUUCCUGACAACAGGAGAUUUGCGCUAUAGGCUCCCUGAACAGCUAAAAUCCUUUAAAGUGAUAUGUGAAUCAAAAUUAAAACCAGUAUACCUGAUCGCUAUGCUUGAAGCUUUGAAAGGGGAGAAGUCCAUUGUAUUCACUUCAUCUGUGGAGUCAACUCACAGGUUGUGCACCUUGUUGAACUUUUUUGGUGAUUUGCAAAUUCCGAUCAAGGAAUAUUCACGUCUUCAACGACAGUCAUCCAGGAGCAAGACACUGACAGCCUUCCGGGAAGGUAGAGUACAAGUACUCAUUUCCUCUGAUGCUAUGACCCGCGGGAUGGAUGUUGAAGGGGUGAGAAAUGUCAUUAAUUAUGAUAUGCCUGCAUAUGUCAAGACCUAUAUACAUCGCGCUGGACGAACUGCAAGAGCUGGCCAAAUCGGAAGCUGCUUCACAUUGUUGCGUAAAGAUGAGGUCAAGAGAUUUAAGAAAAUACUACAAAAAGCCGACAAUGAUUCUUGUCCAAUUUAUCCUAUUGAUUCACAAAGAAUAGAGUCGCUUCUCCCAAUCUAUACAUCAGCAUUGGUGAAAUUGAAAGAAAGUGUUGAAUCAGAAGAAUAUAAGAAGCGGCGUACUAGUACCAAUCCUUCUAAUCUGACUAAGCGGAACCGAGGGUAGUUCGAACUUCAGUUUUGAAGAAGAGCUUGUUCUGGCUGGACCGUUGCUGCCCCAAUUCAAAAAUUGCAAUGUGUUCUUUUGAAGAUCCACCAUUAAAAACGUGGUAAUUGGUGAUAGGGAGAGGAGACAGCUUCAUUUCUUCCAUAGGAAGUGGAGCAGACAUCUCUAGUUUUCUACUUUAGAUAUCAAAUGUUGCUAGUUUUAAGGAACUGUAAGUUUAUAGUGUGGCAUGGCAGCUGUUCUGAAAUUUUGGAUUCUAUAACGUUUUGAACACUUGAAGUUUUGAAAUGUGUAUCAUUCUAUUUUAAAGGCAAUUUUAAUGUUAAACUCUUAAAUACAUCAGGAAUCAGGAUAGUUGUCAAAGUUGUGCCUGGUGUGGAUAUGAAUUUUUGUAAAUGAGAAUGAGAUGAGGAAAUAAUGAAACUCCCAUGAUCCCAUCAGAGCCUCAGAGCCUCAGAGGUAGUGAGUAACUGUGUAAUUGUGUUUUAAGCACAUUCUUACAAUGCUUAGUAUUUUAUUUCUACCAAUUGGAUUUCUU